AUGGCGGAAGCACGGCGAUGCAUCCUGAAAGUGCUUGAAGUCGUGGCACCAGGCGAAGCUCAGGCCCAUGCACAGCAGGCACUGGUCGCCCUCCAACCAGAAACAGUCUCCCAACCAGCAAGCUCCAGCAGCCUGCACCACACCGGAUGCGCAGACCCGCCGCCGCCCAAUGCACACAACACGGCGGCACACCUACUGCACCUGAUCGUGGACCUGGCCAAAGCGGUCGAAGCAACCGGGGCACACAACAGCGUGGAGGACCUCGGCGGGGACCUCCACGAAGUCGCCAGACUGUUGAAGGAGGGCACGCGGCAGAUGCACAGCCGCACCAGAGCCCGCAACUGGGGAGCGGUACACCGUGGAGAAGACUUCGCGGACCAAGCUGAAGCGGCCAUGGAGGAGUGCUUGCAGAACCUCCAGGGCCUACCCAACAUCCCGGAGAACCUCCUGGAGAACCUCGCCAGUGUUGCCCUUCUCUGCGAAGCCGCCUCAAACGCACACGAGGAGGCUUGGGGCACCCACCGAGAAGAAGAGGAGAACCUAAGAAGAGCGGCCGAGCACUGCUCCCCACAGACAAAGAGGAGGCGCGUCUUGAAGAAGGAGAAGGGCAACCAGCCGCAGAGCCACAGGCCCAACCUGCACAACCCGCCCUACCAGCGGAAGCUCCUCCUGUACUACCUCCUCAAGGACCACACGACCGGGAACACGAACCUCGCGAACUACCAGGACCAGCUGAAGGGCGGCUACUACCAGACAGACAGACCACAAGCAGACCUGGACCUCAACCAGGACUACGUGGACCACCUGAACUUCCUCUACCCGUACCUGCCGAACCAGAGGUACCACCAGGACUACACCCUCAAGGACCUCGCGACCGAGUACAGGAACCACGGGGACUACCUAGACCACCUGAGCUACCUCUACCUGGACCACCUGAGCUACCUCUACCAAGACCUGCCGACCCAGAAGCACCACCAGCGCUACACCCUCAAGGACCUCACGGCCGAAGACACGAACCCCGACAACUACCACCCGCUGAGCCGCGACUCCUACCAGGCGAACAGGCAACCAGCAGCUCGGGAACCACACAAAGACGUCGAGCCCGGGAACCACAACUACCACCGGGACAACCUGGACCACCUGAACUUCCUCAACUACCUGGACCAGCCGAACCAGCGCAAGGGCCACAGACGGGGCUUGCAGCAGAGCGACGAGAACCACCUGAGCUACCUGGACUACCUGAACCACCGGGACACCCAGAACUACCUGUACCAGCUGGACUACCUGUACCGCUUCAACUACAAGAGCAACGGGGGCAACUCGCUCUACCUCAACUCCCCGCACCGCCUGCCCUGCCUGCACAGCGGGGACUACCGUGGCCCCUCGAGCUCAUGCAAAGGCCUUCGCAAAGCCUACUACACCUGCUACAGGACCGGCAACCUGCACGACCAGGCACUGCGAGACCCGCGUGGACUGCGAACACAACACUACAAGGGGUACCAGGACUGCAGGGGCUAG
This is a messenger RNA of Symbiodinium sp. CCMP2456, 1518 nucleotides long. The record is from the annotation of a GenBank genome assembly. Lineage: Eukaryota; Dinophyceae; Suessiales; Symbiodiniaceae.